CCUAUGGUCUAGGGAGCAUGAGCCGAUUUUGUCCGCGUAUCCACCAGAGCACUAAACCAAUCCUCGUGCAGUCAGUCGCGCUCUCAUAACUAGUUUUCAAGAAAAUGACCCAUCCAUCGUCUCCUCUUUCUGUCUUCAACAAAACGAUGAAUUGAAGCGUGUUACAGGCUUCCAGCUUCGACUUCAGCUUCACUCCGCCAUUCCAACCCUAUCAAAACCAAGAACAAGAAUAUUACUAAAGAAAAGUAAGGAAAAAGGAUACUUGAUUUCUCGGAAAUUAAGAUAUGAAACAAUUAUACAAGCAGCCAAGCCUGAACCACAGGCGAGAUGAGGAGAUCCCAUCAACCCAAACGCCUCCUUACUCACCCAAAUCCUUAAAACACCACAGAUCUCUCCCUAGAUCCAUUAACUAUCUCUUCAAAGAACAGCGGCUUCUGUUUAUACUCGUCGGCAUCUUAAUCGGCUCCACUUUUUUCAUCCUCCAGCCUACCCUCUCUCGCUUAGGCCCAACGGAGGCCCAUUCCUCAAUCCCCAGAUCUUUCUCCACCGACACCACCGCCUUCGCGGACGACGCUGUCGUUUCCCACACGCAGGACUCCUCCGAUUCCAACAGGCCUGUUCAUGGCAAGGUGGGGCGGGUCCCUGUUGGGAUCGGACGGCGGAGAAUGAGGAUCGUGGUCACCGGUGGAGCCGGGUUCGUUGGGAGUCAUCUUGUUGAUAAGUUAAUUGGAAGAGGCGAUGAAGUGAUUGUUAUCGAUAAUUUCUUCACUGGGAGGAAAGAGAAUGUGGUUCAUCUUUUCGGGAAUCCGAGGUUCGAACUUAUUCGACAUGACGUUGUUGAGCCAAUUCUCUUAGAAGUGGAUCAGAUCUAUCAUUUAGCUUGCCCUGCUUCUCCCGUUCAUUAUAAGUACAAUCCUGUCAAGACCAUCAAGACAAAUGUGAUGGGUACUCUUAAUAUGUUGGGGCUUGCAAAGAGAGUUGGGGCGAGGUUUUUGCUCACGAGCACGAGUGAGGUUUAUGGUGAUCCGCUUCAGCAUCCGCAGAAAGAAACCUAUUGGGGAAAUGUCAAUCCAAUUGGCGAGAGGAGUUGCUAUGAUGAAGGAAAAAGGACGGCUGAAACCUUAACUAUGGAUUAUCAUCGAGGUGCAGGUGUUGAGGUGCGAAUUGCUCGUAUUUUCAAUACUUAUGGGCCUCGCAUGUGCUUGGAUGAUGGACGUGUUGUUAGCAAUUUUGUUGCUCAGGCAAUCCGUAAGCAACCGAUGACUGUUUAUGGUGAUGGGAAACAAACACGAAGCUUCCAAUAUGUUUCUGAUUUGGUGGAUGGACUUGUUGCUUUAAUGGAAGGGGAGCGCAUAGGGCCUUUUAAUCUGGGCAACCCAGGAGAGUUCACUAUGCUUGAAUUGGCCGAGGUUGUCAAAGAAACAAUUGAUCCAAGUGCAACAAUAGAAUAUAAACCAAAUACUGCAGAUGACCCACAUAUGAGGAAACCGGAUAUCAGCAAAGCAAAGGAGCUGCUGAACUGGGAGCCAAAAGUCUCCUUGAGAGAGGGGUUGCCUCUUAUGGUGAGCGAUUUCCGGAAUCGCAUUUUGAAUGAAGAUGAAGGAAAAGGAGCUUAGAUGAAAAAGAAAUAGCAAAACAAAUAUGUAUAGUGUGAAGAGCAUCUGUAUUUUGUCAAUUCAUUUAUUGUUAUCAUCCAUGUUCUACAUUACCUGAAAAUUUAGCAGUUCAACCCAUCAAUAGGAAGAUCUGUUGUCCUUUCCUUUUAUGUUAACCAGUUCUAAUUGUUCACAUCUACACUGUGCAUUUGUUUGCACAUAGUCAAGUUUUGUAUUGACUGAUUCCUAAAGCUCCCUUGCCCUAAAUGGACUUAUCACUCAGUAGUGGAUACUAUCAGUUUUAGGGGGCUAUUGUGAGGUGAAUGGCAGCAAUUGCUUAAUUAGAUCAUGUAAUGCUUUUUAGUCUUUGCCCUUUGGUGGUCUGAGAGAAGUUGAAUGUUCAUCUUGAUGCUGAUUGCUAUAGCUUCUAAAGGCAUUAAUGCCCUUUCAAAGGCUUCACUUGGGCUUUGAUUGGGUUGAUUCGCUCAUCUGUAAGUUAUUCUUUCUUCUAAGUUCUAGCAAUAAGAAUAGCUUUAUUUUUCAUAUUUUCCCGCCUUUCAGUUUCUUGUUUUUUCAUUUCGUGGAAGGUAAAAAAAAAAAAAUAUCAUAAGGGGAAGAAGGGGAUGGGCUAACGGAUUUGGGUCACGAGAUGGUUGUCUCAAAGGCAGGUUAGGAGUUCACUUAAAUAUUUCUAGUCCAUGACAUGCCGAAAAGACAGUAACCCUUCAUUUGGGCCUCAAUUGUGUCAGUCUAGUCCAAAUCUGAAGUACUUAUAGCCACCGAAUGGGAUAAAGACGAGCUCCUUUUGGUGUUUUUCUUUGGAAAAUUGGAAUAAAAAUUGCAUGGUGUUAGACAGGAACACUUGGGUCGGGGACCAUUGAAUAAAGCG
Molecule: messenger RNA, 2484 nt
Organism: Durio zibethinus
Lineage: Eukaryota; Viridiplantae; Streptophyta; Magnoliopsida; Malvales; Malvaceae
Product: UDP-glucuronic acid decarboxylase 1-like
Biological process (GO): D-xylose metabolic process
Cellular component (GO): cytoplasm
Molecular function (GO): UDP-glucuronate decarboxylase activity; NAD+ binding
Source: RefSeq, a predicted model, not a curated record